AUGAAGAUCAAAGGUGAUGGCAUCCCACAGAUGACAGAUAAUGGGCAAAAUAUAUUCUUGGUGUGGAGCAGUGCUGCCGAAUUAACUUCCCUGUGUACAUCCCAGAAUCGUUUUGGAUCUGUUAAGACGGCGGCCCAGCGGAGGAGCGGAAAGCAUGGUCUGGGGGGCGGGGGACGCCUGGUAGGCGCUCUGGCCGCUGUUGUGUGGCUACGUGCUGGCGCUGCAGGGCGGGAUGCUGUGCCCCCGAGAGAGGCCGUUGCAGGAGCGCAAGAAGCUGGACGGCCUCUGGAGGAGCUUCUGCGCCUUCUUAGACAACCAGUGUCGUGGCUUCUAGGAGCAGUGGUAUCCGCCUCUGCUGGGAGAGUCGGACCCCAUCCUGGACAUGCCGGUUCCCUCAGCUUCAACGACAUUGGCCAGGACUGGUGGCUGCGGCAUUUUGUAGGCCAGAUGUGGUACGAACGGGAAGUGACCCUGCCGGAGCAAUGGACCCAGGACCUGCACACAAGAGUGGUGCUGAGGAUUGGCAGUGCCCACUCCUAUGCCAUUGUGUAGGUAAAUGGGGUAGACGCGCUAGAGCAUGAGGGGUCUACCUCUCCUUCGACACCGACAUCAGCAGCUUGUUCCAGGUGGGGCCCCUGCCCUCCCACCUCCGCAUCACUAUCACCAUCAACAACAUGCUCACCCCCUCCACCCUGCCACCAGGGACCAUUCUCGACAUGGCCGACACCUCCACGUGGGUACCAUCCUGCCUCCGCCGCAUGCGCCCACCUUCCUGCCCCACCCCGUGGGGCAUUACUUUAGGGUGAUGUGAGAACAUAUCAGUGACUUACAAAUUUUGUAAGUAAUUAAGACAUUUUCAGUGAGAAGUAUGGAGCUGAAUAUUUACAUGAACCCUUCAAAAAGUGAUAGUUAAUGGAAUAAAUGAAAAUAACAGGAGAGACUUUGUUGAAAGAAGACAAAAUAGUCAAGGAAGUGAUAGAGGAUACAAAAGAAAGAUGAAAACUUACAUUCAUUUAAUGUCUACCAUAUGCCAAAGACAAUAUUAUUAUUUAGUUUUUAUAACCACAACAUUUGGUGGAUAUGAUGACUUCCAUUAUAUAGGUUAGGAAAGUAAAGCUUAGAGGCUUGUGAACCCACUAGUUUGAAGUUGUGUAGCGAAUAGGUGGCUGAGUGAGAAUUCAAAACUGGAACAGAUUUGCUUGAUCCAGAAUGAUUUUAUUGUCCAUGCAUUUUCUUCUACAUAGUACUGCCUGUAAAGUGGCAGUCAGUUAUGGGAGGAGACCCAGAAUGUCACAGAUUUUGAAAGUUGUUGUGGAAAAUUUGGAAAGAGGCAUUGGUUUUAAUGACUGAUACAGGUGAGUGAAGAAUGACUUUGGAGAGAACAGUUUUCUUCAAUGGCAUGGUAGUGUUUAAAACAGAAUUUGAUGGUAAAAAAAUGUAGAACCAGUGUGUGUAGACUCAUCGAUGGAAAAGUUUAUUUGUAAAAUAUCAGAGGAAAAUUGUAACAUAGAUUUGUCCAUUCAAACCCCCCGCCUCCCCCCACAAAGUCCAGAUUCUUACUACAUUCUUUGAUGUAGCCAAUAUACAGCAGUUGAGUUCAAUUUUGGCCCCUGUUUAUGUGUAUGCUAAAGAAAAAUAACAAUCCUAAGUAUAUGCCACUUAAACAAGAGGAUGUGAUUAUACUAUGAAACACUUUUGACCAUAGGAAUACAGCAGUGCUAAGGCAAGAUAGGUCUUAACUCUUGCUGUCAUUUGCUGCCAUUGUUUGCCAAAGGUCUAGCACCCAUCUUCAGAGGAAAGUCAAGAAAUUAGUGCUCAGAUGGUGGGAUGAAUUCCUGAAUUACUGUUGGCUCUAGUAGUGUCUUCAGAUCAAUUUUAUAGUUUCUUUAGAAUUAGAAAAUUAGUUCUCAGAACGGCACUUGGCCACCCAAUGUGUAUACUGCAAUUACUCAACCAGCUGCUUGAAAGCAAGGGGCAACAGAGAAGUCAGCUACUGGCUGACCUCAGGCAACAGGAAUUUUGAUGAUACUCCUUGGUCAAAUCCUUCAUUUAACAUACAUUUAUAUAGAACCUUUCUGUGUCAGACACCAUUCUAGGUACCAUAGAUACAACAAUAAAGAGAACUGA
Molecule: messenger RNA, 2127 nt
Organism: Rhinopithecus roxellana (golden snub-nosed monkey)
Lineage: Eukaryota; Metazoa; Chordata; Mammalia; Primates; Cercopithecidae
Product: putative inactive beta-glucuronidase protein GUSBP11
Exons: 2
Coding region: 1-552 (183 amino acids)
Biological process (GO): glucuronoside catabolic process
Molecular function (GO): beta-glucuronidase activity; carbohydrate binding; signaling receptor binding
Source: RefSeq, a predicted model, not a curated record